This is a messenger RNA of Babesia microti strain RI, 1578 nucleotides long. Its product is annotated as Eukaryotic translation initiation factor eIF2A. Gene Ontology annotation, molecular function: tRNA binding; protein binding; mRNA binding. Lineage: Eukaryota; Apicomplexa; Aconoidasida; Piroplasmida; Babesiidae. The transcript is spliced from 7 exons. Gene Ontology annotation, cellular component: cytosolic small ribosomal subunit. The coding region runs from base 1 to 1578 and encodes 525 amino acids. The record is from RefSeq and is a predicted model, not a curated record. Gene Ontology annotation, biological process: translational initiation.
AUGAAUCUCGAGUUCCUCGCCCUGCACAAGCGCGGGCUUACCUGCUACUCAUUUAACCCAAACUAUUCAUCAGAGCCAAACAAUAAAUCUUCAACUGAAAAUAAAACAGCUUCCAGUGCAACAGACGAUUUUACGAAGCCUCGUGAUAGGAGUAGCAGAAUUUCAAAACUUUGGUACAGGGAAUCCGUAACAACCGCCAGUUAUAACUCAUCUGGCGAAAAGGUUUAUAUCCAAGAUUCAUAUGGGUUUCAUGUAUUAGAUUCCACUACUGGUGACAUAAAGUCAGACAUACCAAUAGAAGGCAAAUUUUGGAAGAUUAAAUUUUCGCCAAGAGAUACAGUUACUUGUGUUUGGACUGCCUAUAGCGAAAAUAACCAGGAUAAUGUACAUUUAUUGAAUAGGGACGGGGAGGUUUACCAGAUUUUUACCAUCAAGCAUUCGGGUCACGACCACAGACUACCUCAUUGGAAUGAAGACGAGACAGUAUCUGCGCGAGUGGUUUUUAACGGAAAGUAUGAAUUGAAGGUUUUUUCGGGUCCAAUGUUGCUGGAAUCAGAGUUGAUCCGUUCUGUUCCAUUGCAGAAUGUGGAUACGACCUUUCAACUUGCAAUAUCACCUGUAAAUCGCAAAGGAGAAAGUUUUAUCGCCUUCUUUACCCCCAAAUCAAGGGGAUCGCCUGCCUCAAUCACCAUACUGAGCUGCGCCAAGGAAAAGGAAGACCCUAUACUCAAAGAAAACUUGCCACAGGCGGAUGAAGUGACCUUUUAUUGGAACAAAACUGCCUCCUCACUCCUAGUAAAAGCGCACAUUGAGAAUGAUAUGCAUAGGUCAUCAUACUAUGGUGGAUCAGCACUAUAUCUCAUUAAAAUUAAUAAGUCGGCAGUCAAACAGUUGGCAAAGUUUCAAGAUGGAUUGGUACACGAUAUUUUGUGGUCGAAGACCACAAACGAAUUUUUUUUAUGUAAAGGACCUAUGCCAUCUCAUUUGACGUUACACAACGGUACAACCGGAGAUGAAGUAGCAGAUUAUGGUAAAAGCAAUAGGAAUACCCUAAGGAUUUGCCCCUUUGGCAGGUUUUUACUUGUCGGUGGCUUUGGCAAUCUCAGCGGCGGGGUUGACAUUUGGGAUACAAAAACACUUAAAAAACUGUCAACAACCACAGCACCCUGCUCAGUUUCAUGUGAAUUUACCAGUGAUGCAAGGCAUUUCGUCACUGCAACUACGAAUCCACGGAUGCGUGUUGACAACUGUAUCAAAAUCUAUAAUUAUUGGUGUGAGCUGCUCGAAAUUUUACCAUUUGAUGAACUCUAUUUUGUCAAUUUGCGGCCUUUAUCACACAUGUUUGAAUCUAGAGACCCAUCGCCAGAUCGACAAAUUAAGGUGCAACAGACAAAAGUAUACCGCGCCCCUGGGUCCACCGGUCAAGUGUCAAAGAUCUUAGAGCAACGGAAUAUCUCCAUUACCAAGGCGAAGCCAGUGGAUCGAAAACCCGUAUCUAAUAUAAAAUCCGUUCCGGGAGCCGACGAUCUCAUGAUGGCUAACGUCAGGAAGAAAAUGGGAAAGAAAUCCAACUAUUAG